This is a messenger RNA of Chenopodium quinoa (quinoa), 510 nucleotides long. RefSeq lists its product as uncharacterized. The coding region runs from base 1 to 510 and encodes 169 amino acids. The record is from RefSeq and is a predicted model, not a curated record. The transcript is spliced from 2 exons. Lineage: Eukaryota; Viridiplantae; Streptophyta; Magnoliopsida; Caryophyllales; Amaranthaceae.
AUGGCUACAAUUCGAUGCAUCAUUGCAUUAGCUGCACAUCAUGGUUGGGAAUUGUUUCAACUUGAUGUUAAUAAUGCCUUUUUACACAACACUCUUGAUGAGGUGGUGUACAUGAAAGCGCCUGAUGGUAUUCCCAAUCCCUUUGGAAAAUCUCAAUAUGAUAGCAGCCUGUUCAUUAAGAAGUCUAGCAUUCACACUACCUUGGUUGUUGUAUACGUUGAUGACAUUAUCAUUACAGGUAGUGAUUUAAGCAGCAUUAACUCCUUGAAGACUCAUUUACACCAAACCUUCACUAUCAAAGAUUUAGGAAAGCUACACUAUUUUCUUGGAAUCGAGGUUGGUUACUUGUCUUCUAGCAUAUCUCUUACUCAAAAGAAAUCCACCAAGGAAUUACUUGAAGCUUCUGGUAUUUCAGAUUUCAAAAAAGUAGUGACUCCUGUGCCUGUUCACUUGAAACUCUCAGCAGAUGAUGGUGAUCUAUUACUUGAUCCUGAUUUUACAGGAAAAUGA